AUGGAAACCAUACCCGCCUUACAACACAUAAAAACUGUCAUCAAACCUGAUCUGGCUUUCAUCCACUUUUAUUGCCUGAAAGGAAUAACAACUUACUGGUCAGAAACAAUUUUUAUUUUAUUCAUAAUGUUAUACUUAACGAUAAUUAUAAAAAGAAGAAAGAAAGGCUAUCAAAACACCAGAAAUACUAUUUCCUUGUCUCCGAUUUUUGAUAACUUAUUUGAAAGACUUAUUCGAUAUUAAAAAUUCGCGGGAAAAUCGAUCUAAAUAUUAAACUGCAUAGUCUACGAGAAUGCCGUUUUUGGGCGCAAUAGAGUCGCUUGCAUUGCUCUGGGGUAUGAGCUCUGGGUGACGUAGUAAUUUUAUUAUUUGAGCUAUUUCCCACAAACGAAAGGAUACACGAGUCAAAUGAACGAAGCGCAAGAUCCUCCUAGCCUGACGUGUUCCAGACUCCAAGAUAGGCAAGUGCGGAGAUCGUGAAAAUUGAUACUAAAAACGCGCGGGGGCUGGGGAGAGAAAAGGUUGCCUCCCCCUUUCCCAGAUCACGCGCGUCCUAUUUUCCUUUACCUUAUUUUCGCGACACUCCUACUAUCUGAGAGCCUGGCACAGGCUAGAUCUACCAUGAAACACUGUCUUAUUUCCUAGGAGUAUAAUAUAUGUACUCGAUUACACACCACCUCCAAUUAAACGCCCUAGAUGGAAGCAAAAUUACCACUAAACGCCACCCUCCCAUAAACACCGCACACAAUACAAUAAUAGAGAAGAAGAAGUGAUGACGUCACAAAAACUGAAUUGGUGAAAUUUUGGGAGUGGUUGGUAUAUACAGAUAGAAGAAGAUGAUUGCCCCUGGCUAAAAAAACAGUCAAUUGAUGCAAAUUGGUGACGAGAUAUAAGCACUAUCAUGCUCCCAAGACUCCAUACAAAGUUUUCUGGAAAAGGCCUGGACCGUAAACGUUACGAUCCAAGCCAAUUGUAGGGGGAUUUGUAUGGAGUCAUCGGAACUUAACAGUGCCCUUGGCUCGUCACCAAUUUGCGCCAACUGACUCAUUGUUAACAAGGGGACAUUUUUCAUCGUAUCCUUUUUUCUGCAUGUGCAAACCAAUCAGUCCCUUAAUUUCCCAAAUUUUAAUUUGCGUGAAACAGUGGCCAUGUUGGUGUCCCAAACCAAUCCUGUGGGAGUUGAACUCUUUUCUUAUGGAAACGCUUUCUUUUUAAUUUUGUUCCAAUGAAUUUGCAUAGAUGCUGGCCACGUGAGUGAAAGCACUCUAUAGGCGAGUAAUCUCGAGUAUUAUAAGAAAAAGCUCGGUAAAAAAAAUAUGUUCAUACACUCCCAUAUUCUCUCGAAAACCAUAGUUACCCGAAUUCAGACCGAAAUAGGCGAAGUCUAUACCCGUUUUUAGAUCAAAACGACGCACAAACUUAACCAUACCCUUAAGGGCGGCACAUACUUAUAAGGCAAAUAUUAGGGAGUACCUUCCCAUCCCCCCCCAAGGGUCAUCUUUGUGAAGGCGAGACAAUCAGUGAAUGCUGUUGGGUGGGGCAAAGCAGCAACUUCUUGUCUCAUAUAAACGAUCGCUAAAGUUGACUCGUCCAGGGGUGGGGUUGGGGGGGGGGGGGGCAAUCAACGGGGCCUCAGUGAAGUAGUGGUGUAUUGUUAUUGAUUCCUUGUUCUUCUUAUCAAAGGGCUCUCUUCGAAGCAUUGAAUAUCCCUAUGAUGGGCGGAUCAGCAGAAUCGAGAUACCUUAGCAUGGACAAACUAAAGACACGCAGUGUUUUGCAAGCCUACAACGAUGUCUCUUGUGCUGAGGGAGUAGUUCUUAAAAAAGGUAUUUUCUGCAGUGCUCUGCUUUUGGUAGAGCACUGCAGCGCUUACGCAGUUCGAAUCUCGUUGAAGUCCCGAAAUGUUUUUCAGCGUUAAUUUGGAAUUGCUUAAAUUGCACCUACCACUGCGACGAUCAUAUCUUCAUUUAAAUUUGUAUCUCCACAUUUCGCAUCAUCUUCAUUCUACGUUUCCUUCCUUUCAUGGGUUGAGAUGAACUCAACAAAUUGGCCUGCUCCCAAUACAUGCGUCUUCAUAGCUCAAUCGGUAGAGCACUCUAGCGCUAGCGUAGGGGCCGUGGGUUCGAAUCCCUUCGAACUCCCGAUUUUUUUCCCGGCUAAUUUGCAGUUGCUUAAAUUGUAAUUACCACUGCGACGAUCAUAUCUUCAUUUACAUUUCUACUUUUUGCUGCUAAAAAAAAAAAAAAAGAUGUGGUAGUCGCAGAACCUCACGUCGGCAUGUGCAGCCUGAGAGCGAGCUAUCUUGAGUGGGAAAAAAGGGGUCGAUUUCGAUAGAAGUAUUGAAAGCGUUCAGUACAUUUUUUUGGUUACAGGAGAUCGGAUACCAUAUGAGCACAUCCAGUAUCCGUGUGUUGUCAAGGCGAGCAAAGGAGAGGAUACCAGAGCAGUACGACUGGUAAAGGACCAGCAGUCGUUAGAUGCAGCUAUUGCGCAUGCGCUGACUUUCUCGACCCAAGUCAUUAUUGAAAGGUAGGUUGUAAGGUUGAAAUUAUUCUUCUGCGGGAAUGUUUUUUGGAUGCGCUAUCACUGAGAAAAGAUGUGCAGUAUAAUAGAUAUAUAGGCCAAAAAAUAAAUCAACGUCGAGUAAAAUUGUCAUAUUCUCUCUGGGGACUUGACAAUAUGAUAGUUUAAGCUCUAUCACGUAACACUAACACCCCGUGUAUACCCCUUGACUAUCCUAUACGUGUCUGUACAUUGUGAGCCUCUUCUAGAAGGUCAGUUCCUCUUCCCAAUAGCGUGCUCAGUCUUUUUGGUGUUUUACGCACCCCACCCACCUCUCGCAGCGAUGAACUAACAGGAGCUUCCAGUAUCCCACCGCCUUGUGCUGAGUCUACCAUAUCUUAUUAGCAUUUCAGGCAUUGUUUGAGGAUUGCUCCAAUAAGAAUAUUUUAAUACUUAAUAGAAGAAACAAAAUGACAGAAAAAAUGGGAAACAUAAUUCUUUUCAAAAGAGCGUUGUCGUGAAAUCAUCAUACGCUAUCAUCUUUUUUGUCUCGGUUACAGUCAGCCGGACAGUUGAAGGGUUUGGAUAAUUAAACGCGUCGCUUGGUAAGAAAAGGAGGCGCAUAUGUUAUCAUUAAACAACGUGGAUUCAAAGAUUUAAUGCGAUUUGGAUGAAUUCAGCUUAGUGCUGAAGCAAGUUUGUGUUCUGAUGCAGAUUCAUAGAAGGACGGGAGAUCCGUUGCGCCGUCAUCAAAUCAGAAGAAACUGGGAAUAUAAAGGCUUUGUCGUGUAUGGAAUACAACGUGUGCCAGGAUGACAUCCGUAAGUCCGAGGAGAAGUAUGUCUAUAAUCAAGAAGGAUUGCCUGUAGGUGAGUAUUCCAUUUUUUUACAGUCAUAAACAAAGUCAAAAUCGAAAGCGCUGUUCGAUUUAGCGUGCAAGCAAGCUCUCUCCAUUUUAUUCAGCGUCCUCGGCGAUAUCGAAUCUGCCGUCACCUGUAUGCCUUGUCGGAAGAAUUCGCCCAGGACUAUCCCGCCCGGUUCCAAGCAUCCUCUGCUCACUCGGAUAGGACGACCUGGCCUGGGAAUGAGGCUGGGGAUAUCGAGAGAAGUCACGAGCUCGCAACUCGAAAUGGAGAGCUUGCUCACAGGCUUUGCUUGUUCGAAGAGGAGGAGCGAGAGAUAGGAAAAGCUAGGAGCGUAUAACCUAAAAAUAGCCUAAAAUGUAAAUACACUUUUGCCGUAAUCAGUGGGAGAUGGAGAAUCUGGAAAAGCUAAAAGGAGAUUUUCAGGCCCGCGAAUUAGGGCAUGUCGCGCAAAGGAUUUUGAAGUUUUCAAAUGCUUUUGUAGAAUACUUUCUUGGGAAAGCAGAUUUAAACAUUAUCUGCCGUUGAUCAGGCAUCUUGACUUGAUUUUUCACUGUUCUUGGCCUGAUUCUCUUCCGCCAGAUCAUGAAUUAUCAGUUAACUGUCCCAAUUCAAUAUUAAACUGGUCGAUAUAUGUCCAGUUCUAUUUAUUAUUACCUAAACGUCCAUGUAGUGUUCGAUAACUGACUCGUCCCAAGUCGUUUCUCAGCCUCUUGUGAAUUUUAACGGGAGUAGCGAGGUCAAGAGGAGAGCAAGGGAUGACGGGAAGGAGGAAAGAGUGGAGACUCUCUUCCGUUUUCCUCGUUCCCAUUUCCCCUCGUGCUCCAUUCGGUCACGCCGCUCGCCGCAUGCGAUACAAAUAGAGACGAUGGUCCCUGUAAAAUAUUUUUCGGUCAAUGCAUUUUGGUGACGGCUAUCGAGACAUUUUUAAACUGUCUAGUUUUUAGUAUUAUGCAUUGUUCAUUCUGUAUUUCUGCAUUUCAAGUAAUUAUAACGUUGUCUGGUUUUCAUUUCAUGGGUUUUAUCUUUGGCUAUCGAGACAUUUUUAAAUGUCUAUUUUUCCCUUAGUAAUUAAUCUGUGGGUUCGCAGAGGGAAAGGAGCAGAGAGGUGUUACUAUUUUUUCUUUCUUUCUUUCUAUAAUAGGCAAGCCAGCAGAAGUUAAGACUUGGUAUCUUGACACUGAAAAGGAAGGAGAACUAAUAAGGCGUAUCCAGCAGCAAAGCUGUCGAGCCUUUCUCGAGUUAGACCUCCAAGACUUUGGUCUUUUCGACUUCCGAAUAGACAACAAUGGAAAUCCAUUUCUACUGGAAUGCAACCUGUUCUGGUCGUUUACUUCAUUGUGUCCCUUAAGUGCAGUCGCUAAGGGUUCUGGCUUUACUAUUGAAAGUUUGUUUGAUUUAAUGGUUCAGAACGCUUUGUUUCGGAAAGAGAAGGAAGGAAUGAAAGUUUAAGCUUUUCCUCAGACUUUGAUUUAGCACACAGGAGGCAGUGCGGCUGAUCAUGAGCAGUUACAGGGCUGGAAUUGCAUUCCGGAGGCUCUGAUUUCAUUCAACGCUUUAACCGCUAGCUGGAUUUAUGUUCUCUGUAGUCCCAAAUUAAUCUCCUCGGCCACAAUUGUCGCUAACUGGUUUGCCUCUGACCUUAGGAUGAGUAACCUUGAUUGUUAAGUUCAUUUUGAUCAUCCUGACGAUCCUCAGUCCUUAUUUGUGAGCUUCAAAAAACCUUUUGCGAUUGCCCAGACUAGCGAUAAUGUGUUUUUAAAUUAUUAUUGUUAUUAUUGUUAUUUUAUUCUUAUCUUUAAUCUUUUUUCAACAUUAAUGAACAACAUGCGAUGAAAAAUAUGUAUUUAUAAUAAAAUCACAAAUCUU
Molecule: messenger RNA, 5234 nt
Organism: Porites lobata
Lineage: Eukaryota; Metazoa; Cnidaria; Anthozoa; Scleractinia; Poritidae
Source: the annotation of a GenBank genome assembly